Molecule: messenger RNA, 2288 nt
Organism: Rhopilema esculentum
Lineage: Eukaryota; Metazoa; Cnidaria; Scyphozoa; Rhizostomeae; Rhizostomatidae
Source: RefSeq, a predicted model, not a curated record
CAUGUGACACAAAAUGUGAUCUUUUUAACCUUUUCAGAGUCCUAGACAAAUUAACCUUCUAAAUGCAUUUCAAUUUAAUUUGCAAUUUACUUCUCUGUGAAGCUACGGCGAAGGCCUCGUUUUCAGCUUCGAAUUGAGGAGGCAUUGUGAGGAGGAGGAGCUAAGAAAUUGCCUAGUGUUUUGACUGCGAAUGAACUGAAGUGUAGGAAUGUGUUUUUGAUGAUAAUCUUAGAUUCAGGAUUGACUGUUUGCAGAAACCUGAUUUGUACGAGAGCUCAUUUCUUAGGUCAGCUGCAAAGUGAACCAAAAGCUCAGCCAUUAAGUUUUUGCAGAUGACAUUUUAAAUCUGUGCGAAGAAGAAUGUCGUGCGAACUGUAUCCUGAUCACCCAGAACGAUGUGACAUAGUUUUAGCAUUAAAAAGAACAUCAGCUUCAUUGUCUCUAAUUGGUUGUCUGUUCUUGAUCUUCCUGAUAUGGCUUUUCAAAAAGUACAAAUUCUUUGGCCAGAGAAUGAUACUUUCCUUGGGUAUUGCAGCCCUCUUGGACAGUAUAUCUUACAUUAUGGGUGACAUCUAUCCAGAUGGGAAGCUUUGUGAGGCACAAGCUUUCUUGAUGUCAUAUUUUGAUUGGUCAGUAUUGUGCUGGGUAUGUUGUAUUUCAUUCAAUUUGUGGUUGUUGGCCGUUAAGAGGAUGUACAAAAAAGGAUUUGAAAAGUUCUACCAUUUUGUCAGCUGGGGAAUUCCACUGUUCUGGGCAGUCCUUCCUUUUGUUGGUGAUCAUUACGGACCUGCGGGAGUCUGGUGUUGGAUUGAUAAUAACAGUUAUGCCUGGAGAUUUGGGGUCUGGUAUGUUCCAUUAUUUAUUCUGAUCAUUGGAAUGGUUUUUACCAAUUCUUACAUUGUCUGGAAGGUUUACAAAGAGGCGGCUGAGUGGGAGGGUACGUUUAGCCAAGAGCAUGAAACAGAUAGGAAACUUUUGAAAGAGGAAGUUAAACGCUUGGUGGCCUAUCCCAUCAUUUAUUUGGUUUUGAGCAUAUGCCCACUUAUCUUCAGAAUUCAUAAUGCCAUCCAUAGAAAUGGCCAUUCCAGUUAUCCUUUGCUCGUUUUAACCGUCAUCUUUGGCCCUCUGCAAGGAGCCUGCAAUGCGAUUGCAUUUGCGAUUGACCAAGAAACAUGGAGGCGCCUCACAUGGACAGAGAUAAAGCUUGCGCUGCGAUCAAGAUCAUCUUCUGGGUCUGGCCAAGUUAUUCACAAUUACAGAGUCGAUGACGUGGCUCCAGAAACCCCAGGCCAAAGCUCCACGUAUUCUUCACCUAGAAGUACAGAUGACGGUAUCGCGAACCCUUUGGCUUAAUGGAAGACAAUUUCAGCAUUCAAUAAACACCAGUAUAUAUCGAAUAUUUUUUUGUAUUUUUUUUUAAAACGAGAAAUGCCGAGAAUGGCUUAUGAGUCUAGGAACUGGUAAUGACCAGUGUUGUGGGUAUGGCUUUAAUGGUUCAAUGGGAUUUUGAAGCGAAUUAUAAAAGCUAUCAUUUAAGUUAUUAGGCAACAAAGCCAAAAUCUAAUCAAGUCCAGUUUGACGUUUAACCCAAAACCUAAUCAAGGCUUUUUCAAUCAUUGGUGAAAUCCCUUAUGUAGAAUACGUCCUGCAACUCUUACUUUGAUGUACAAAAGCAUUUUCAUUCUUUGCUUUGGUAGUAGGCUAGGAUCGCCUAUUUUUUUGAAACGUAAAUUGAGUGACUGUAACAGUUUUUAAAUGGGGAAAACGAGUGAACAGGGAUGUAAUUAGUUACUUAGAAUAUGAAAUGGUUUUUUGCAAAAGUUCAAUUUAGCUCAUCCUACAAAUAUGUUGUUGAGCUUUGCUGUAAAGAAUGUCUGUAGACUUGGUUUAAUUAAUCCAAAUCCAUUUGUUGGCUCACUUUUGAGCUCCUAGUGGAAAUUGUUUUUCGGAUGAAGUUUAGAGCCACGUCAUUUAAGCGCCUUCUUACUGUUUUUCGUGUUAAAGCUGAAUGAAACUUAUUUUCACAUUAAAUACUGUAACCAGAGACACGUGCAAUAUGCUGCCACGUGACCAGCUUCUGGGUGAGUAUCCAGUGUCUACUAGGCCCUAAGCAGUCCUUCUUAUUUCCUCAACAUAAUUUACAUCCCUGUUCACGAGCUUCUUAAAUUCAACUUAAAAGGGAAAUUCCAUUUAUUGUGCAGGGGUGUUUCCUAAAUAGUGUGUACUAAGUUAUUAUAUUAACAAGUAAUUUGUAUGCAUUCAUAACCAAAAAAUGAAUCUGAUUGAAA